Molecule: messenger RNA, 3908 nt
Organism: Cynoglossus semilaevis (tongue sole)
Lineage: Eukaryota; Metazoa; Chordata; Actinopteri; Pleuronectiformes; Cynoglossidae
Gene: itga6b
Product: integrin, alpha 6b
Exons: 25
Coding region: 110-3373 (1087 amino acids)
Biological process (GO): cell adhesion mediated by integrin; integrin-mediated signaling pathway; cell-cell adhesion
Cellular component (GO): integrin complex; external side of plasma membrane
Molecular function (GO): integrin binding
Source: RefSeq, a predicted model, not a curated record
GAGCAGUCAUCCAUUCGCUGCACCUCCUUCAGUCAGGACUCACCUUUCACCAGCUCUGAGGACUUUUUUUUUUAACAUUCUCUCUCGUGUGUACGUGCGCAUUUUUGCCAUGGAUUCCAGACUCACCUGUGGACCGUGGCUGCUGGUUGUCCUUUUAAUGGGAUGUGGGAGACUGUGGGGUUUCAACCUGGACACCGACAACGUCCUGAGGAAGACCGGGACCGAGGGCAGUCUGUUCGGCUUCUCCUUGGCCAUGCAUCGGCAGCUGAAACCGGUGGAUAAGAGAAUGUUGCUGGUGGGAGCACCGAGAGCAGCGGCCAUCCGGGGUCAAAAAUCAACGGUGACAGGAGGACUCUUCAGCUGUGACAUGAGCUCCUCUGCUCCUUGCACACGAGUAAACUUUGAUAAUGAUGAGGACCUAAAGAGGGAGAGCAAACAGAACCAGUGGAUGGGAGUAACUGUCAGCAGUCAAGGGCCUGGAGGGAAGGUCAUGACUUGUGCGCACCGGUACCAGCGCAGGACCAAUGUGAACACAACCAUUGAAUCCCGUGAUAUUAUUGGUCGUUGCUAUGUGCUGAGUGAACACCUGGAGAUUGAUUCACUUGCCAGUGAAGAUGGAGGCACUUGGCACUUCUGUGACAGCAGACCUCGUGGCCAUGAGAUGUUUGGCUCCUGUCAGCAGGGUAUCUCUGCCACUUUUGACAAAGACUACCACUACCUCAUUUUUGGGGCUCCUGGAGCAUACAACUGGAAAGGAGUGGUGCGCUUAGAACAAAAAAAUGACACUCUCUUAGAGAAGGGCAUCUAUGAUGACGGUCCUUUUGAAACAGGAGAUGAGAGCCAAAAAGACCCAGAGCUGGUUCCUGCUCCACCUAACAGCUACCUAGGAUUCUCUCUGGACUCGAGUAAAGCUUUGACAAAGAAAGAUGAGCUCAUUGUGGUGGCAGGAGCUCCAAGGGCAUACCACAGUGGAGCAGUGGUUUUCUUGAAGAGAGGCGCGGAGUCGAGCAACAUCAUGUUGGAAGAACACACACUGGAAGGAGAGGGGCUGGCCUCGUCUUUUGGUUACGACCUGACACUGCUGGAUCUCAAUGGAGACGGCUGGCAGGAUCUAGUGGUGGGGGCACCACAGUACUUUGAAAAGGAUGGAGAAAUUGGUGGAGCUGUGUAUGUCUACAUAAAUGAAGCUGGCAAGUGGAGCAAAGUCAAACCAACUAGAAUAGACGGAACUGAAAACUCCAUGUUUGGACUGGCUGUGGAAAACCUUGGCGACAUCAAUCUGGACGGUUAUCAAGACUUUGCCGUGGGAGCUCCUUAUGAUGACGAUAAUUCAGGAAAGGUUUACAUCUAUGGUGGUUCAAAAUCUGAUUUCAGCUUUAAAAAGCCUACGCAGGUGCUGUCUGGACAGCCUUUAGGAAUCACGUUGUUUGGCUACUCUUUGGCUGGAAACAUGGACCUGGAUAAGAACUCCUACCCUGACCUGGCAGUGGGAUCCCUCUCAGAUGCUGUUUUUGUCUACAAAACACGCCCAGUGAUUCACAUCAAGAAAGAUGUUAAGUUCACACCGGAAAAAAUUGAUUUUACGAAUAUGAACUGUGCCAAAGGUAUCUGCUUAGAUGUUGAGGCCUGUUUCACCUACAGUGCCAAACCCAAGAGCUACUCUCCAGAACUGACGAUUGCAUUCUCCCUCGAGGCUGACAGUGACCACAGGAAGCCUGGUCUCAAUUCUCGAGCAGUCUUCUCAGACUCUUCCUCAGACAAAAACUACGAAUCCAAAGGUGUCAUGAUCUUGAAAAAAGGAGAGAGAAUGUGUCAAACACGACAGCUGAGCAUACCGGGAACUAUUAAAGACAAGCUGCAUGGGAUUCCCAUCGAUGUGUCUGUGGACAUUCAGGAAGCCAAACGUAAACGCAGACAGAGCGCCGCUCCUCUAACCCCGGUCCUGGAUGCCAACGAGCCAUCCAGCCACCGUGCUGUGGUGCAGUUCUCUAAGAAGGGGUGCGGCGAUGAUAAUUUGUGCCAGAGCAAUUUGCAGCUGACGUAUCGCUAUGGCCACAGGUCGACUGACGAGGGCACCUUUGUUCCAUUAAAACUGGACAACGGAAUGCCACUGAUUUCCCUCAGCAGUCAGAAGGACAUUGCCUUGGAGGUCAAAGUUACUAAUCUCAAUGGAGAUGAGGCCCAUGAAGCCUCUUUGGCUGCAACCUUCCCUCGCUCCUUGACAUACUCUGAAUAUCACAUUCACAUUGCACCGAGUGAGCGGCGUGUAAGCUGUAUAGCCAACAAAGAUGGUUCAAAAUUAGAAUGCGAGCUUGGAAACCCCUUCAAAAGUAACUCUGAGGUGAUCAUCUACAUUAUUUUGGGAACUGCAGGCAUCUCUUUUAACAAUACAGAACUAGAGAUUGAUCUCCAGCUUAAAACGACAAGUGAACAGAAGAAUAUAGCUCCUGUCAAAGCUAAGGCAAAAGUGGCCAUCCAAUUACAGCUCUCUGUAUCUGGACAAAUCCAGCCGUCUCAGGUCUACUUUUCAGGAAAGGUCAAGGGUGAGGCUGCCAUGAAAACUGAGAAUGACAUUGGCAGUGCUAUCACUCAUCAGUUUAGAAUAAUAAACCUGGGUAAACGUCUAAAAGACUUUGGCAGCGCUGAGCUGAACAUCAGGUGGCCCAAAGCCAUAGAGAAGGGAAAGUGGCUUCUGUACCUGAUGAAGAUCAGCUCCACAGGAGUUGAACAAAUGGCCUGCACUCCUAAAAGUGAGAUCAACAGUCUUGGCCUGGAACCGAGUCGGACCAGAUCGAGAAGAUCAGCCACAGCUCCCAGUGGAAGUGGAGAGGGCACCAUUGCUCGUUACGAGUCAAAGCAAUCAUUAACUUUGUCGUGUGAAAACGGAGCCCGAUGUGUGACCAUCAAGUGCCCACUACGGGGCAUGGAUAGUAAUGCAGUCGUUACUUUGCAUUCCCGCCUCUGGAACGGCACUUUUAUUGAGGAAUACUCCAGCUUCCAUCAUGUUGAGGUAAUCGUAAAAGCUUCACUACACAUCGACAGCACAGCAAAGAACACGUUCCUGUCAAAUGCAGAGACACAGGUGAAAAUGACGGUGUUCCCGGAGACACGAGCUUCCUCCCAGUACGGAGGAGUUUCAUGGUGGGUCAUACUGCUGUCCAUUCUACUCCUCCUGCUGUUGUUGGGCCUGCUGGCUUUCCUACUAUGGAAGUGUGGAUUUUUUAAGCAUGCCAAACAUGAAGACAAGGUUCCCAGUUACGACGCAGUUUGGAUCAAGCGAGAACAGAGAAAAAACACCAGGAACAGUGACAGGGAAAACCUCAUCAAGAAACCAUGGAUGACGACCUGGCGUGAAAAAGAAUUAUAUUCUUAAACACCAAUGAAAUCUGACUGCAAGCAAUUUUUUUUUUAUAAAUUCUACUGUAUUUGCACAGCUUGGACUGUAAAUAUCUAAACUAGAGAAUUGGUGCAAAACGGUUCUGCACCCCUACUGCUUUCUGUUAAAGCCCUGCAGUUUGUCAAUGAUUAUACAGUGUUAUCAGGGGCAUGGGAGACAGACUUUUUGUACAUUUUUUCCCCCAAAAAACUUCAUGUGUGUAUUUAUUGUUCAAUGACUUUGUUACAUUUGUUUCAACGAGUGUCCAAACACACGUUAAAAUGUCUAGUUCUUCCUUGUAAAUGGCAACAGAAUAUUGCUAGUAAAAUGUGUAGAUUUUGGUCCACAGCACAUCACCUUCAAAGCAUUUCAGACUGACGAGCAACUUAGUCACCAGGCUACAGUGACCAAUCAGAAUUCGCCCUCAAUUCAGUCGAAUUUUGACUAUAUAUUGUGAGGACAUGAUGUCUUUGUCUUAAUAGAGCCGGUUACUUCACAAAUAUUUUAACAGUUUUAAUAGACCGCACGCAUG